AUGGGGGCACCUACGAUCCUCAUCAAUAAUGCAGGGCUUCUGGCAUCCCAUACAAUCCUCACCACAUCCGACGCGUACCUCCGAAAGAUCUUCGAUGUAAACGUUCUCAGCAACUGGUACACCACCAAAGCUUUCCUGCCAGACAUGCUCCGACACAACAAGGGCCAUAUCGUGACGAUCGCAAGCACGGCAAGCUUCAUUGGUGUCGCUGGCCUGGCAGAUUAUACAGCGACGAAGGCGGCUAUUCUAAGCUUCCAUGAAGCGCUCACCCAGGAACUCAAGCACCACUACAACAGCCCGAACGUGCUCACUACUUCCAUACACCCUAAUUGGGUCCGUACACCUUUGAUAGAACCUGUGGAGCAGGAACUCAAGAGGCGAGGUUCUCCCAUUCUUGAGCCGACUGCUGUUGCCGAUGCAAUUGUCGGACAAAUCAUGAGCUGCAGCGGUGGCCAGAUCAUCUUACCAAGCGCUGCGGGCAAGGUCAGCAUGCUGAGGGGAUUGCCGAAUUGGGUACAAGAGAGUCUCAGAAGCGGCGUGAGCAAGACGAUCUACAAUACCGUGAAAUAA
Messenger RNA from Alternaria conjuncta, 570 nucleotides. RefSeq lists its product as uncharacterized. Gene Ontology annotation, molecular function: oxidoreductase activity, acting on the CH-OH group of donors, NAD or NADP as acceptor. The coding region runs from base 1 to 570 and encodes 189 amino acids. Lineage: Eukaryota; Fungi; Ascomycota; Dothideomycetes; Pleosporales; Pleosporaceae. The transcript has 2 exons. The record is from RefSeq and is a predicted model, not a curated record.